Molecule: messenger RNA, 1126 nt
Organism: Arabidopsis arenosa
Lineage: Eukaryota; Viridiplantae; Streptophyta; Magnoliopsida; Brassicales; Brassicaceae
Source: the annotation of a GenBank genome assembly
UAUCAAAAGAAGAGAGUGAUGGGAAACAAUGGGAAGGAGUGAAGCCGCUUACGCCCUUACUGGCGAUGUUGUCUCCCACUUUGACGAGCUUGCAUCUCCAGAAUAUCCCAAGUUUGAUUGUGGAGCAUUGACUAGAGUUGAUUUGAGUGGCUAUCCAAGUGGGAUGGAGGAGAUGGAAGCUGUCAAGAUUGACACAGUUUCCAAAGUCAAACUCGAUUUCAGGGACUGUUUCAACUUGGAUCCAGAAACUGUCCUUGACCAAGAAUCAAUUGUUUUCAAAUACAUGUUAUUUCCAGGGGAACAAGUGCCAUCAUAUUUCACUUACCGUACUACUGGAGUCUCCUCUCUGACCAUUCCUCUACGUCCCACACAUCUCUCUCACCCAUUCUUCAGAUUUAGGGUUGGCGCAGUGGUAACUAAUGUAAAGCAUGGAAAAAAUAUAAAGGUAAACUGUGAGUUCAAAGACAGGUCGGGGAACAGCUUUCAUGUUGGCUCUGACUUCUAUGUUUAUUUACUUUUCACGAAAAGUCAGAAGGGUAGUCAAAUGUUAACUAUAUUGGAAUGUCGUAUCCCUCUAAACGAAAGUAAUGCUAGUCUAGCUCAAGGGAACUACGAUCACGUGGUUAUGAAUAUUCAUAUAAGUGCUGGAGGUUGGCGAUCUACGUUCGCAUUAAAAGAAUGGGGUAUACGACUCUUAGAGGACUGUUCAUCAGUGGAUAACCGACUUGGUAAUCCAACUAGUACUCUUCCACAUGUCUCUGAAGCCGAAGAAGGCAAUAUGGGAUAUACACCUCUUCAAGGACUUGUUAAUGAGAUUGAACACAGUGAAGAGUCUGUAGAUAACGAUGUAGAGACAGAGAGAAGCACGAAGCGAAUGCGGAUCACGUAAAGGACCACUCAAGAAGACAAGAAACCUAUGACUUGCCCUACCGCUAUACCUAGGACUGGGAGAAACACAUGAUGUCACUUUCAAUCUUUGUUUGUGAAUGUUGCAAUGAGUUGUUUUGCCGGUUAUAAUGGAACAACAAGAUCAAAGGAGAACAUGCAACGACUGAUCUCCAGUAUCUCCCUAGCUAGAGACGUUUAAAGGAGUUGAGGCUCACUGAGGCUACAAGGAAGUUCAUGU